UCUAAGGGAUUUUUCUUCUAACUUAAAUGAAACUAGCCCUAUUCCUAUCCUUUCAGACAAACUAGAAUCCGGACACUGCUGAAGAAAUUUCCAAGAAGGAUUGUCCAUAAUUUUAGAGAUAAUGAAUGAAUACAAGACAAUUGUUCUUCAACAAGGAUUAGAGGAUGUGACUGUGGAUGACUACCAGUUUAGGAGAAUCAAGUCCUUACUAAGAAAAGAACUAAAUCUAACAGGAAAGAUGCAAAAUGAUUAUGACAGAAUUCAGAUGGCUGACCUGUUGGAGGACACAUUCCCAAAAGAUGCUGGACUGGACAAGCUGAUAGAAGUGUGUCAAAGCAUUAAAGAUCUUGAAGAGCUCGCUCAAAGGCUUAAAACAGAGAGAGCAAAAGUUAAAGUGCAAAAGAAAGGAAAAAACAAAACUGCAGUGAAAAGAAGAGAGCAAGAAGAACCCAGUAGUUCCCAGUCUCUUUCCACCGAUAAUGAAUCAUACGUGAGUAAACCGUCUUCAGAGAAAAAGAGAAAACAAGCCACAAAAACUAAAGGUGGCAAGAAAAUGAAGCUUACCCAGGAGCAGACUCAGCUUCUAGAGCCUUCAGGAAGCAACCCACAAAAAGAUGAAUGUUGUCUCCAGACUCCUCAUAAGCCUCCACCACCACCAUCCAGCAGUUCCUCAAACAAGGCAGAGUCCAGAAGUGAGUGCACCACUCAAGGGCCUCAAGGAGUAGCAUCCAGCACUGGACAGCCACUUCCCUGUCCUAGAGUAAAAGCAUCAAGGAGGGUCCAUGCUCCUCAGAUGCCUUCAGCAACAGCAUCAGAAAGUCUCCUGGCUCCACGUGGAUCUCCACCAACAGUGUCCAGCUGUCUCCUGGCUCCAUGGGUGUCCCCAGCAAUGGCAUUCAGUGCUCUCCAGGCUCCUCUGGGGCCUCCAGCAACAGCAAGCAGCAGUACUUCACGGACACCAAAUAAUGGAAACUUACCAAAGGAGCUUUCUAAGGUAGAAGGUCACCAUCGAGAUCCCAUACAAGUGAUGGUGUUGAAAGUAACAGAACCUUUUACUUAUGAUUUGAUUGAUGACAAAAGGAUGUUCCAUGCCACAGUGGCUACUGAGACUGAAUUCUUCAGAGUGAAGGUUUUUGAGACAGCCCUAAAGAACAAGUUCAUCCCACAAAAGAUCAUUGCCAUAUCAGAUUAUUUUGGCGCCAAUGGAUUCCUGGAGAUAUAUGGAGCUUCCUGUGUGUCUGAUGUGAAUGUUAACCAAACAAUGGUUAUCUCAAAUACACUGAGGAGAAGAGCUAAUGGAACUCCUAAAAUUAAGGAUCUUUUCUCUCAAACAAAAGGGACAUAUGUGAAUGGAGAGUUUGUGGUAACUAAGAAAAAUGAAAGGGGUGACUUCAUUUACUAUGGGAUUGAAGAUGAUACUGGGAAAAUGGAAGUGGUGGUCUAUGGACGACUGACCAGUAUCAACUGUGAGCCAGGCAAUAAACUUCGACUUGUCUGCUUUGAAUUGACCUCAAGAGAAGAUACAUGGCAGCUGAAGUCUGUAAGGCACAGUUACAUGCAGGUUAUCAACGCCAGAAGGAGAGGAGAAAUGGUGAAUGAGUACAAGAAAAUUGUUCUUCUGGUAGGACUAAUGGGUAUCAGUGAUGAUGAUUUUAAAAUGGUUAAAUCCUUGUUGAGCAAAGAACUAAAACUAAAUAGAAAAAUGCAAGAUGAUUAUGACAGAAUUAAGAUUGCUGACUUGAUGGAGGACAAGUUCCCAAAAGAUGCUGGAAUGGAUCAACUGAUAGACCUGUAUAAAGAGAUGCCAGGACUUGGAGACCUUGCUGAUAAACUCAAAAAAGAGAAGGCAAAAGCUAAAAGGAAACAGAUAGAAAGACGCAGAAUUCCAACAAGAGGAUGCAAGCGAGAUGAAGCCAAUACUUCCCAACCUAUGUCCACCACAAAUGAAGAUUCAGAACCAGAAUCGGGCAGGAGCACAUCCAACUCACAGGCUCCUCAGUUAUCUCUAGCAACUGCUUCUAUCAGGGACCAAGCUACUCAAGUAUCUCCAGUAACAGCAUCCAGCAGUGUCCAGGUCCCUGAAGUAUCUCCAUCAACAGCAUCCAACAGUGUCCAGGUCCCUGAAGUAUCUCCAGCAACAUCAUCCAGACAUACCCAAACCCCUGGAGUGUCUCUAACAACAGCAUCCAGCAGUGUUCAAGCCCUUGGAGUGUCUCUAACAACAGCAUCCAGCAGUGCCCAGGUCUCAAGAGUGUCUCUAACAACAGCAUCCAGCAGUGCCCAGGCCCCUGGAGUAUCUCUGACAACAGCAUCCAGCAGUGCCCAGCUCUCUAGAGUGUCUCCAAGAACAGCAUCUAGCAGUGCCCAGGUCCUUAGAAUGUUUCCAGCAACAGCAUCCAGCAGUGCCCAGGCCCCUGGAGUAUCUCUUACAACAGCAUCCAGCAGUGCCCAGGCCCCUGGAGUGUCUCUAACAACAGCAUCCAGCAGUGCCCAGGCCCCUGGGUUAUCUCUUAUAACAGCAUCCAGCAGUGCCCAGGCCCCUGGAGUGUCUCUAACAACAGCAUCCAGCAGUGCCCUGGUCCCUGGAGUGUCUCUUACAACAGCAUCCAGCAGUGCCCUGGUCCCUGGAGUGUCUCUUACAACAGCAUCCAGCAGUGCCCAGGUCCCUGGAGUGUCUCUUACAACAGCAUCCAGCAGUGCCCAGGCCCCUGGAGUGUCCCCAGAAAUACCAGUCAAGAAACCAAGACUGAAGACUGUACCUAAGCAACCAUCUGAGGAAGAGGGUCACCAUCAAGGUCCCAAAAAAGUAAUGGUGUUAAAAGCAACAGAACCAUUCACAUAUGACAAUAGAGGGGAGAGAUGGAUGUUCCAUGCCACAGUGGCCACUGAGACUGAAUUCUUUAGGGUGAAGGUGUUUGAUAUUGUCCUGAAGGAGAAGUUCAUCCCAAACAAUGUCAUUACCAUCUCAGAUUAUGUUGGUCGAAAUGGGUUCAUAAAUAUACAUAGUGCCUCUAGUGUGUCAGAGGUAAAUGAUAACCAAUUAAUGAAUAUCCCAACUACACUGAGGCAAAGAGCCAAUGCAACACCUAAAAUCAAUGAUCUUUACUCAAAAAGAAGAGGAAUAUUUGUGAAUGGAGUGUUUAUGAUGUCUAAGAAAAAUGAAAGGGAGGACUUCAUUUACUAUGAAAUUCAAGAUAAUACAGGGGUGAUGGAAGUGGUGGUCUAUGGACGACUGACGAGUGUUGACUGUAAUCCAGGAGAUAAACUUAGACUCUGGUGCUUUGAAUUAACAUCAAAUGAGGAUAGAGUGCAGCUGAGAUCUACGAGGCACAGUAACAUGAAGGUCAUCAAAGCUGGGAGAGGAGAAACAACCUGCUUCCUUUACAGAACUUCAUGAAUUCUCAUUAUGGAGACUUGGACACUUCUGAUGUUUACAGAGAUAAGAUCCAGUUCCAACUACAGAAAAUGAUCAUACUUAUAACAGAUAAAAGUCAAUUCUUUGCUUUUUUUAUCUUAUUCUUCUUACAUUUUUAGUUAUAUAAUUUGAUUUUAUAAUGCUUAUACUUUAAAAGGAAAAAAACUUUUAAUCUGAAUCAAGUACUUCUACAAACUAUUCCAUUUGUAAUUUGCUUUAAAAUUGGGUCUGCACCUGAUCCCUCCUAUUCCCAUUUCUACCCCCCAUCGAGACCCCUCCCCCAUCCACUAGCUCCACCAGAGAUUUCUAUUCUAUUUUCCCUUCACAAUGAGAUUCAUGUGUUCCCCCUUGAGCUUUCCUUGAUACUUGGCUUCUCUGGGUCUGUGGAUUAUAGCAUGGUUAUCCUGUACUUUAUAGCUAGUAGGGUAAUAUCCACUUGUAAGUGAGUAUAUACCGUGUUUGUCUUUCUGAGUCUGGGUUAUCUCACUCAGGAUGAUCUUUUCUAAUUCCACUCAUUUGCUAAAAA
Molecule: messenger RNA, 3941 nt
Organism: Peromyscus leucopus (white-footed mouse)
Lineage: Eukaryota; Metazoa; Chordata; Mammalia; Rodentia; Cricetidae
Product: interferon-activable protein 204-like
Exons: 14
Coding region: 122-3397 (1091 amino acids)
Biological process (GO): cellular response to interferon-beta; activation of innate immune response
Molecular function (GO): double-stranded DNA binding
Source: RefSeq, a predicted model, not a curated record